AUGUUUGAGAAAUUAGCAGUGUUGAAAGUAAAGUUGGGCGAUAGGCAUAGCGAUAUAGUGCUUCGGGAUAUCCAAUUAUGGAGGAAGCCUUUGGAUGGUGAUAAUGACAAUGGACUGGAUCGCAGUAUCUCGAACGUUAAGGAAAUUAAUUAUUUAAAGGGUGAGUUUCUACAAUAUAUUGAUAUUAAUAAGAUACCUCUAUGGUUGCGCAGUAGUGAACAUUUCAGCAAUUUGUUGAUUUGUUUUACUACAAGCACCACUACAAAUGCAUUUUUUGAGUCGAAAUUGAAAUAUAUCAAUCGUGGUAUUGUAAUUGAAGUCAAUUCAGCAGCUGCAGCUGCAGCUGCCAACAAUUAUCAACAUAGAUAUUUAAUUUUCUAUAAAAAUGGUCAUAAUGUUGAGUUCAUUCCAAUUGAUUUAUCCUUGAAAGAGUUAUUCGAUAAUAAGAUUGCAAGUUUAAACGCUGAUACAGAAAAUGUAACAGAGGGUAAGGAGAAGAAGAAAAGCAGUAGCAUUGAUAAAAUUCUAAUGCAAUCACAGAAAAAAGUAUUUGUGCAGACUAAUAAAGUCAUGGAAAGUUUACAAAUUAGUGAAAAGAGACAAAAAUUUAAUGAAACUUUAUCAAAAUUAAUAUUAAGUGGUUUGAGAUUGAGAGGAAUACCGAAUACACAAUCAGGGUUUCAAAAAAUUUAUAAGAUGACAUUCGAUACCACAGAAUUUGCACAUAGAGAAGAAUUAGUGAAAUUAUCUCACAACACUAUUCAUGAAAUACCAUUCGAAGACAUACAAGAAACGGUGGAGACACUUUUAAAAUUAUUUACAAAAUCAUAG
Messenger RNA from Vanderwaltozyma polyspora DSM 70294, 831 nucleotides. It is a transcript of the gene SLD7, whose product is annotated as Sld7p. The coding region runs from base 1 to 831 and encodes 276 amino acids. Lineage: Eukaryota; Fungi; Ascomycota; Saccharomycetes; Saccharomycetales; Saccharomycetaceae. The record is from RefSeq and is a predicted model, not a curated record. The transcript has a single exon.